AAAUAAAGACUGUCUUACACAUGCGUUGAUCGACCAAUAGGAGAUAUAAAUCCAUAUGCGCAGACACCUCUUUCUUACCCUGCAUUCAGACCAACUCUAAAAUUUCCUACAUGUAGAACGUACUGUGUAGUUGAGAGUAUUCCAUACAGUAUCUACAAUCCCGUUUCCGAAAAAUUCUAAAGCAACGAGGCCAACUGUUAUAGAUACCGCCAUGCGUGGAACGGUCUUAAAGCCGAGUCUGUACAACCAGUUGUUUUUAAGAUAUCGGCUGGCCAUCUCUUUUGAACCGAGAAAUUUUGAUUCACUACGAGGAGGGAACAGAUGUAUUUGAUAAUAUCAAUGAGUAUAUUAUGUAUGUACUACUAGUUUGACUAGAGACAAGUACACUCUACCCAAAUUUACAGAUACAGCUAGUUACCAAGUAGAAGAUGAUAUGCGCAGCAGGCAAAUCGCUAUUAGCUGUUUACGUUGAAUUUUUUGUAUAGAUAAAAUAUAUGAGUAUUGCUAGAAAAAAUUCUAUUAGGCUGUGCAAUUACAGUCCAACAAUUUAGGCAAACUCUGUUUUUUUGACGAAGGUAGAGAGGGCAUAGUGGGGAGAGCAGCUGACAGUUGAGAAGUAUCGCGAUAAAUAUUGAUGUUUACGGCUAUGACAGACACCGAGCCAAUAGUUGAAGAUAGAAGUGUCUUGACUUCUAUGUUUUUGGACGAGCUUAAAAAUGAGGACGUUCAAGCGCGCAUUUGUGUCAUUCGUCGUCUCCAAUCCAUUUCCAAGUCUUUAGGGUUCGAAAAGACGAGAGAAGAUUUGUUGCCUAUGUUAAGUGAAAUUUUAGAUGACGAAGACGAUGUUUUGUUGGUUCUAGCAGAGGAAAUUAAAAAUCUUGUUGAUGCGGUGGGAGGAAAAGAAUAUGCGUAUCUUCUAUUAGUCCCUUUAGAAUUGCUAGCCUCUGCAGAUGAAACAGCUGUUCGAAAUAAGGCGGUUGAAGCUAUUAAAUCUGUAGCUGAGAUUCUUCCGAAUGAACACAUACAAGCCUAUUUGGUCCCGUGCAUUAGGCGCCUCGGUACUGGAGAUUGGUUCAGUCCGCGCAUUAGUGCAUCCAACUUAUUGGCUGCAGCCUAUCCAAAAGUAUCGCCUGAGAUUCAAGCAGAACUUAGAGUACUAUUCAACAAUCUGUGCUCUGAUGAUACGCCCAUGGUUCGCCGCUCGGCCUUCUCUCAACUCAAGGAUUUUGUGAAGCUGGUAGACAGGGAAUACCUUGAUAGCAUAAUAGAAACGUUUAAAUUUGUUGCAAAGAAUGAGCAAGAUUCGGUCAGGUUGCUGACGGUUGGAAACUGCAUAGCAAUUGCAGAGAUGUUGAAUGAAGAAGAAAGAGAUAAACAUAUUCUGCCGGUCGUGCGUGCAUGCGCUAUGGAUAAGUCGUGGCGUGUACGUUAUAUGGUUGCUACCCUUUUUCUGGAAUUGUACGAUAUCAUGAAUCCAAAAUUAAAUCGAAGUGAAUUUGUAGAUUAUUUUGUUCAACUGUUAUGCGAUGUUGAAACAGAAGUGAAGAUUGCUGCUUGUAGCAACAUUACAAAGUUUUGUCAGAGAGGAGGCGAGGAGCUGGUAGAAUGGGUCAUGCCACUUAUACAAGAUCUAGCUAAAGAUACAGACCAGCAUGUGAGAAUGAUACUGGCAGAAGAUAUAGUUGGGCUCGCAUCGAUUGUGACCAAAGAAGAGAUGAUAAAGCAGUUGUUGAAUUUGUAUUUACUGUUGCUUAAGGAUGAAACGUCAGAAGUGCGGCUGAACAUUAUAUCUAGGUUCGAUAUGCUGAACAAGGUGAUAGACGCAGAUUUCCUUCUGAGGCAUCUGAUGCCGACAAUUAUCGAACUUGCAGAAGACCGACAAUGGCGUGUAAGAUUGGCAGUAAUCGAGUAUAUACCAUUGAUAGCAAAAGAACUUAGCGCAGAAUUUUUUGAUCAAAAGCUCACUAAUUUGUGCAUGAUAUGGCUAGGAGAUUCGGUGUUUUCAAUACGCGAGGCUGCGACGAAGAAUCUGAAGCAUUUGACAGAGAUUUUUGGAGUCCAAUGGGCACAAGAAAAGAUUAUACCCAACAUUUUAAUUCUGCGCUCUGAGCCGAAUUAUCUGCACCGUAUGACAGCUCUGGCUGCAUUCUCCGUUUUAUCGACGGUCGUCUCGAGUGAUGUCGUUGGAAGCACGAUGCUCAAUUAUGUGACCGAGAUGGCUUAUGAUUCUGUCCCGAACGUUCGAUUCAAUACCGCCAAAACACUACAGAAGUUUAUCCCGGUACUGAGCCGUGCAGUCAUAAACACCAAGGUUAAACCGACGUUGGAGAAGUUAUUGAAUGACCCGGAUAUGGACGUUAGAUACUACAGUCAGCAGGCGUGGGAACUCUUAUAAGAGCGCGGCCCAGAAAGAAAGGAAAUUUUGGCGAUACCAUUCAAAAGAAGUUAAGUGAAAGGAUGAAUUAUUUGUUUCAGCCUCAGAUGUAAUACGGAUAGCAGAUGAGAUGGGUAGAUAAGCGUUGAUCGAUUUAAUUGGUGUUUUAGUCGUUAUUCUAAGAGUGUCCCAUAAGUGUUUUUACUAAAAACCUUAUAUAAAGAGUGAAAAACUAAAA
Schistocerca gregaria is the source of this 2612-nucleotide messenger RNA. RefSeq names its product protein phosphatase 2A scaffold subunit-like. Gene Ontology annotation, biological process: protein dephosphorylation. Lineage: Eukaryota; Metazoa; Arthropoda; Insecta; Orthoptera; Acrididae. Gene Ontology annotation, cellular component: cytoplasm; protein phosphatase type 2A complex. Gene Ontology annotation, molecular function: protein phosphatase regulator activity. The record is from RefSeq and is a predicted model, not a curated record. The transcript has 5 exons. Bases 635 to 2395 code for a protein of 586 amino acids.